Molecule: messenger RNA, 1927 nt
Organism: Labrus mixtus (cuckoo wrasse)
Lineage: Eukaryota; Metazoa; Chordata; Actinopteri; Labriformes; Labridae
Gene: ccdc24
Product: coiled-coil domain containing 24
Exons: 9
Coding region: 1-1686 (561 amino acids)
Source: RefSeq, a predicted model, not a curated record
AUGAAGAAUGCCAUUUGUAUUCAGUCUCCUUAUGGAAACCAGCUGUGGUGCCCUAGCCAGUCUCUGUGGAGCUUGAUCACUGAUCAUGUUCCUGGGUCGGAGCUGCUGAAGGUCUGUACAGCACUGGGCCACUCCCUGGUUGACAUGUACAAAGAUGUGCACAUUGAGGCGGAGAUGUGGUACAAGAUGUGGCAGGAGAGCCAUCAGGGAAACAUUGGCAGCAGGGCGGGGACCCCACUACAACAUCCAAGGGGAUCCUUUCUCCCAGACCCGCCUGCAGUCAAAGAGCUGCUGAGAGCAGAGGUCAAGAUGUUACUGCAGACUCUCAGUGAGAGGGCUGGCAAGGAGGGAAUAGACGAUGAAGAGCUCUUGUUUCAGUACAAACCUGAGACGGUGGACUACGCCCUGGGUCACCUUAACAGCUGUCAAAGACUCUGUAUCGACUCUGCAGAUUCUGAUUGUGGAAGCAGACCGAGCUCUCAUUGUUCGGUCCGGUCCAGUGCUGCGGAUGAGGUCCAGUCCAUGAGAGACAAGCUGAAUGUCACUGACAUUGACCAAGUGGUGGAUCGACUCAGGUCUGUCCUAAUGGAGGAGUGUGGAGAGUUGAAAAGACUGGUAAAGUAUUUGAAGGGAAAUAUUAAACAAAAAUGUCGGAGUCAAUUAGAGAAACCUGAACCGACACUUGCAGAGCUGAGAGAGCUAAGAGGAGCUAUACAAAUGGACUUGGAGCUCUUCCCUACUUCUCUGACUGUUUCACCUUCAAGAUCCUCGCCUCUGCCUUUGAAGGGUUUGAAAAACACCUCCAGACUGACUGCAGGACAAAAGGUUUCUGAUGAGACUCCACUUUAUUUAGGCAGCAGAGCGUCCCUAAGACCACAUCCACCUCCUCUGCUGUGCCAGACCAAAUCCAAGCCACCGCUCAGAGCUUCUCCUAGCAAGACAUCUGCAUCAGUUAAAGUCAUUAAUAGUCCUUCACCAUCGAGGACUCAGGGGCAGCUCAAAAGCACAUUAGCCUCCUCUGGACGUAGAACAAUUCAAAUACCUAUCUGCACAAGGAUCUCUACUUCUGGGCAUGAAGACAGCCACGGCACCACUUCACUUCCAGGGCCUGGCAGGGACCAGAUAAUGGAUCAGACCAGAUGUGACGACCACAGUGUUUCUCCCUUUACAUCAAGUCCUGGUUUGCACAUAGAAACAUCAAAAAACUCACCCAUCCCUGACACUCAUCAGUCAUCCCAUUACAGGAUUCAUAGCACCAGCUUAGAAUGUGAUUCAUCACCACAAGGAGAGAGAAGAAGAAGUCCUUCCUGGAGGCGCAAUUGUUCUGACCAUUCAGUGCCAACCACAGGGAGCACAAAGACAAAAAAUAAGGGACAGACUAAAACCUGUGGAGGUGGUAUAGUGUCAGCAACGGUGAAGACGAGCAACAUUCAGUCUAAUAACUCUCAUCCACAGACUGGCCCCAGAGAAAGCAACAACAGUAUGGACAGAAAUAGAAAUGGUGUUUUGAGAGGGGACACCACCAGGCCAGGACCUAAACAGUUAAAUAAACAAUACUUCACUUCCCAUAAAAGACCACCUGAGGGAACCACAAGUCAGCAGAAAAAAGUCCAAGAGGCAAAGAGGGAGCUGGAGUUUAUUGGCAAGUUACACCAGCCGGUCCCUCCUCCAAGAGUGCCAACUUGAAGUCAGACACUGACAAGACAAAAACAAGAAGAUAGUCUGUUAGGCCUGUUGCAGAGAGAUACAAGUGAGGUUCGUGCUUCACUUUUUUGUGUCAAAAAUGAAAAGAAAGGGAAUAAUGUCAAAACUGUGUUUGGUCAUUGUGUUGUUUUUUUUGCACUGAAACAUUUCACAGUCGCCCCUCUGCUUCAAAAUGUGAGUUGUGAGAAAAAUACUUUUAUGUUACAGAAGUUGUGGCGUUCGA